CGGGUCGAGAGGUGUUUCGACAACGCGGCCGCCGCGUUGCGGUGGACCUGAGCCGACCGGGUUUGUUGUAGGAUCCUUACACCGGUUCUGUCAUGUCUACUGGAGCGGCGCAGUGAACACACAGCGACCGGUGUCGAGCCCCUCCUUUCUGGGCUAGCUACGCGUUCGUUGGGGACCCCCCCCUUCCUCGCUCCACUCUUUAAAAGCAUCAUUAUUAAAAAAAAAUUUCAAAAAGCCAAACCGUAAUGUGUUCCGGGGAUGGGAGGUGGUGGUGGUUAUGUUCUCCGCCAUGUCAGCCCCGUCCAUCGUGCCAAGUCGGCUAACGACGUUAGCACGACGCGUUAGCUGCGUUAUUAGCUUUUUUGCGCAACUGUCGCCCUUUCUAUGGAGUUGGCCCAUAUAACGUUCACAGCGGUGCUUAUUUUGGCUCGAAGCUACGUUUCAAAGUUGCUGUUGCGCUCCCGUAAGCAGGCACACACGUUUGCGGAAUGCUUUAUUGGAAGUGAACGGCUGUGCGUGCUUGCAGGCCUAGCCGCAGCCAACGUGAGUCAGACAGUCCGUAACAGAGGAGUGGGAGGGAACAGCUGCUUCCCGACCAGGAAAUUCGCCUUUUUUGUUUUUUUGCACCCGGAGUAACUUUAUUAAACGGAAAGUUCAAAUUAACACUUUUUUUUUUACUUAACGGUCAACCCUUUGGGGGAAAAAACAGUUUUUAUGACGCCAAGGACGUUUUUUGUUCGAAAAAUGUCGUUUGUGGCAGGUUUUUGCGUGUGUGCAAGUGAUCACAUCCAGUAUUUCAUACAUACGAAAGUGAAAUUAUUUAACGAUCUGUUAUUAGUCAUGGAGUCGCGAUUGUUUUUGUGUAUGACGUUAUUUCUCUGGCACUUCAUUGUGUUCCACGGAACGUUAUUUCUAUAUUGUAGUGGGUCCACAAACUAUCUUGACAGUUUUAGAACGCACAACAGGAAGAGGUGUAUUCAAUCAGGCAAAAACUUUAAUACCUACUCAUUUUGUAAUCAACUUGUUUGCUAUUGUAAUACAGCAGAGUGACUAAUGGUUAGCGCAUCUGCCUCACAGCUUUAAGUUCGGGGUUCGAGCCUGUGGAGUUUGCUUGCUCUCCACGUGCUUGUUGAUUUUCUGCGUUAUUCUAGCUUCCUCACACUUCCAAAUCAUGCAUGUCGGGUUUGUUGAAGACUAAAUUGGCCAUAAGUGUGAAUGGUUGUUUAUUUUACUGGUGUCAGGCAGAAACUUACUAUGCCCCCCCCCCCCCCCAAAUCUUUCCUAUUUUCAAUAUUGUCAGUCCCCACGUCUUAGUGUUAUUUUUUUUACAAUUAUUGACCAAUCGAAAGUGUUGGAAAAUGGCUUGCCCCAUUUGAUGUUGCAAUAUUGAACAAAUGUGCGCUUUUGUUUUGUGUUUUGUUUUUUUCCUCCACUGAAAAGUGAUAAUUUUGAGAUGAGGAUUCUGCCCGAUGCCAGCGAUGUGUCACCUACAAUUUGGCUGGUGAGGUGACUGUACCCCGUCUCCCUCGCCCAAAGUCACCUGAAAUCGGCUCCAACUCGCCCGCGACCCAAACGAGGACAGGCGCUAUAUAUCGUUAAACUUUAAUUAGCCACAGACUCACUUGAAAUAUUUGAACAAAGCAAGCACUGAUUGUUGCUGAUUCUAAAAUCUUCUAUGUGUUUCCCCCGCCCGCAGCAAUGAACUAUGACCAUUGUUGACAGAUCCUCCGAAAAUUCUGACCACGAGUCAGUCGGUUGCAAGAGAUCCCCCUUCACCAGUGGAGACGGGAUGGACAGCAGCUGUUCUAGCAGUUGGGCAGUGGGCUCCACCCUGCCCACCGACUCUCCACGACUGAAGGGUCCAGGGGGCUGCUUGGGCCCGACGCCUGGUGCUGUUAUCUACAAUAGUACGCCCUCCUCCGUGGACCGACCCAAAGAGCAAGUGUUGUGCAGUGGCGACGGCAUCGACGUGCCGCAGAAGGUCCUCUUCUCUCCCGAGCGCCUCAGCCUAAAGUGGAACCAGGUUCACCGCAUAGGCGCCGGUCUGCAGAACAUGGGCAACACUUGUUUCCUCAACUCAGCACUACAGUGUCUCACUUACACACCCGCAUUUGCCAACUACAUGCUGUCGCGGGAGCACUCGAAAACAUGUCACGAGCCGGGCUUCUGUAUGAUGUGCACCAUGCAAAACCACAUCAUUCAGGUUUUUGCUAACUCUGGCAAUGUUAUUAAGCCAAUUGGUGUGCUGAAUGAGCUCAAAAAGAUUGCGAAGCACUUUCGCUAUGGAAGCCAGGAGGAUGCCCAUGAAUUCAUUAGGUACACGGUGGAUGCUAUGCAAAAGUCCUGCUUACCUGGAACCAAAUUGGACAGGCAAACACAGGCAACCACUUUCAUUCAUCAGGUAUUUGGUGGUUACCUAAGGUCCAGAGUUAAAUGUUUAAACUGCAAAGGAGUUUCUGAUACAUUUGACCCUUUUCUGGAUAUCACUCUGGAAAUCAAAAUGGCACUCAGUGUCUCAAAAGCCCUGGAGCAGUUUGUCAAGCCAGAGCAGCUGGAUGGAGAGAAUGCCUACAAGUGCUCCAAGUGCAAAAAAAUGGUCACAGCCUCAAAGAGAUUCACUAUCCAUCGCAGUUCCAAUGUGCUCACACUGUCUCUGAAACGCUUUGCCAACUUCAGUGGAGGAAAAAUCACAAAAGAUGUGAAAUAUCCCGAGAACCUGGACCUGCGGCCCUUCAUGUCCCAGUCGCAAGGGGAGGCCCAGCACUACGGGCUGUACGCUGUUCUCGUCCACUCUGGAUUCAGCUGCCACGCUGGACACUACUUCUGCUAUGUUAAGGCAAGCAAUGGUCAGUGGUUUCAGAUGAAUGAUUCCUCUGUGACUGUCAGUGACAUCAGGUCUGUUCUGAACCAGCAGGCCUAUGUCCUUUUCUACAUCAAGUCCAGUGAUGGAAAGAAAGAAGGGGACUAUUGUCACAUGACCCAUAACUCUGCUGUACCUGGUCAGUCGUCACCCAGACCAGUGGCGAUACCCCGCAUCAACACCGCCGGCCACCACAACAACAACGUCUGCUUCAUUGGACCGCAGCUGCCCCCACACAUGGCCAAGAACUCUCUCCACAUAAAUGGGAAUGGAUCUCUGAGGGAUUGUCCCAACCCCAACCCCAGCACCAGCAGCAGUGUUACGGGAAAACCGAACCACAGUGCGGCCUCCUCGUCUUGCACGUCAGUGAUCCCAGAGCACGACAAGCGCCUGAAGCUGUCGUUCUGCAUCGGCCAAGGCAAACAGAAUCGCCCCACCUCUUCCUCGUCCUCUGCCAGCGGCUCCUCCGCCUCCUCGUCCUCCAGCUCUUCAGCCUCCUCCUCCUCCUCCCAGUCUACCUCAGAUGCUCUCUUCAUCCCACGUCAGCUUAACCAUGUCAACGGCACGGCGCGCAGUAACGGGGAUCACCAGGGCGGAGGCAACGGACCGUCGUCCUUGGUUCCGUACAGCCAAGAGCUCUCAGAGGAGUCGGACCAGGAGAACGGCGGAUCCCUGGAUAACGGCUGCUCAGUCAAGAGUCACCUUAAUGGAGACAAAAAAACGAGGGAUGAGUUUGCCAAGGCUCCCCCGGCAGCCAAUGGGGACUCUGAAGCGCACCACAAUGGAAACGGUUUGAAUGGAAUUACACACGGCAUAUCGAAAACCAACCAAAAUGGACACCGUUAUGGACUCCAAAAAGUCAAUGGACAUAAUAGUGCUGAAAAGAUCUCUGUCAGUAAUGAUGGAAGAUUGUCAUCGGAGGGGACUUUCACUGUGAAUGGACUGGACACUGACCACUUUCAACCAAGCAAAGAGGCGUCCCAGGCUAGUUCUGUUCAGAGGGUCCAACCUGCUGCCAGUGAAAGCCAGCACAUUGCUCCUGAUGUAAGGGCUACACGUCUGUCCGAUCCCCCGCCUCAGCAAGCAGCCUGCGAAGCAGCGGCCGCUUCCGCCACACCGAGCGAGUCCGCAUCCAUCAGCCCUGCAGCCUUACCCGCCUCGCCAGACCCCUGCCACAGCACCAGCGGCACGUGCGCGGUUCUACCGAAGGUUCCCGUUCCCACAGAUGAAGUCAAAGACGUACCGCUGACCAGUGGUUCAUCGGCAGCAGCCUCCGAAGGGCGUGCGGAUGUGAAGGAGCAGCUCCAGGCCGGUCCCGCUUCCAGAGGCUACGAAAGGCGGUCGUCUCGGGAAAGGGGUCGACACAGGGUGUACUCGUCCGACUGGAGCAGGGACAGAGACGGUUACUUCAGGGACAGGAGUCAGGAGCGGGACACGAAUCGCUACAGACGGAACUACAGAGACCACCACUACCACCACCGCUCAUACAGGGAUCCGGAUUAUUACUACCGGGACUGGGAGAGCGAGCGUCACUGGGAUCGGACCGUUCACCACCCCAGGGAGCGGGACCGCGACCGGUGCUCACACCACUACCACUUCUAUGACCACCAGCGAUCCAGGGAAGAGCGCGAUUACGAACGCCGGAGCUACGGCCACCGCCAGUCUCACGGCCGCUGGAGGCGGCAGCAGGACGGCCGGGAAUUUCGCGGGAUGAGGGAUGACGGCAGGGAAGGGGACAGCUACCCCUGUAAAGACGCUUGGGCGUCGUCCACCACGCGAAGCAGGUCGCCGCAUCGGAACGCUUUUCCGCUGUCGGAAGAACGAUAUCGUCGAAGGAGCGGUCGCUCGGAAGAGCGCCACAACAAGAGAAACAAAAAGAGCAAGAAGAAGAAGUCAAAGGAUAAAGAGAGAUACCGUGAGAGUGGGAGCUCCGACUCGGACCGAGGCUGUGAAGUCAAAAAGAAGAAAAAGCGGCGGCGCCAGAGUGAGCAGCGCAGCCCGGACGGCCGCGGCCACAAGGCUCGCAGCAGCGAGGAACACGAGUGCCGCAAACGGCGCCACCUCCAGGACGGCAGGCACGGCAAAGACGAGUGCUCCACGGAGAAACGCCGCCGCCUCGACGACGACGUCAGCCGCGAUGCCGCCGGCCCCUCGUACAGCACCUCCCCUACCGCGCCUGCACACGGGCCAUUUCACAGCCACCUUAAUGGACACACAGGAAACGGUUACAGCCAAGCCAGCGUUGUCUCCCAUUGAUGGUCCAGCGUACUGAGCAGUACCAUGAAGCACUGACCAACCCCCUGCCGAAAUAUACAGCGGAGGAAUGAUUCAACGACAUGGUGCUUCAUUGAGAAAUAAUUGUAUUUUUACCACGUCAAGUGUUUUAAAUAUUCACUUUUUAAAGCAUCGAUUUAGUUGCAGUAACUCUCCCACUCCUGUCGGACGUGAACGAUGACAAAUAUUAAUAUAUACAUGUACGGAACACACAAAGCCUGGAGCUUAAAACAUCUCAACUGCUGCUCAGUGGAACUCAGGACUUGAAAACUCAUCAUCAUCAUCCACUCGCUUCAUGUUAAAGGAAAACCCAACGCUGCUGAAAAGAAGUUUGGAAGGUCGCCACGUGCGUAGAUGAUUUUGAGUUUUCUUCAACUUCACCACUGGGAGGGGCAAAUUGGUGGGAGGUGUGGAAUUUAUGAACAAAACCAACAAGCAACGCUUGACUCACUGAUACCUCCACGAUACCCUGAACUGACUUGAGCACAUUUCCCUGAGUUUUAUUUUCGAACACACGCUGGUAUUUUUCAACUUGUUUUGCUUCUUCUCUAAGUCAUUCCUUUCUGUCUGUCUUUCAGCUCACAAUCUGUUUUAACGAAACUGAAAAGGACAAUAUAAUAAUGCUGUCGGACCAUUUGUAUUGCUUAUUAAUGGAGAAAAAAAUCUGAUUUGCGUCUUCUAGCAUCAUAAGGAAUACUGUGAAUUUAAUUUUUCAACUGUACUAUCAGUUACUUUUAUAUAUAUAUAUAUAUAUAUAUAUACACACACACAUAUGAAAGUCCUGUAUCAGGAUUAUAAAUGGAUGUUGUUUUGGUUUAUUUGUUUUUAGACUAACUUGUUAAUUCUGCUCAUAUUGUCUGGACUAAAGUCAGCCAUGAGUAUGGAUUGUGUUUUGUUUUGCAACUUUUUGACAGAAGUUGAAAACUUGUUAUUCCUUUUAAUUUAGCAUGUUAGCAUUUAUACAUUGUACAAGGUAAAUGCCUUAAAAUACAUUUUGUUAAUGUCAGAAAUUGUACUGUUUUCUUUGACUUUUUGGUAAAAAAAAAAAAAAAAAGAAAAGAAAAUGCACUGAAAUAGCUGGAAAACUCACGGAAGGGAUGAAUUCAAAAUAUUUGGGAGGGGCAGUGGGAAUAAUUUUGUACUUUUUACAAAAUAGAUAUGUAAUAUCCAUGUGUACACCAUUACAGUAAAUAAGCACUUAACUGAAUGCAACCUGAUAACCAUCUGUUCAAAGGUCUAGUCAUUUAAGAAAAAAAAGAAGCCCCGAGAGAAUCCCAUGGCUUAUGAAAUAACCAAAGAACUGCUCAGUGGUCAUAUAAUUAUUUUUCAAAAUCCUGUAAUUUUUUUUCCCUUUUUUUUUUUUUUUUACACCCCCGCUAUCUGUUUGCAUCUUUAUCGUCCUGUCAUUUACACACCUCAUCAUGAUUGUAAAUUGUUGAACUAAACCGUGAAUUAAUGGGCAUUCAAUGACUUGCAAACUAUAUAAAAACAAGAAGAAAAAAAACAUUAUGUACAUCAUAUACAUGCAGAUUGUAAAAUGAUUU
This is a messenger RNA of Phycodurus eques (leafy seadragon), 6678 nucleotides long. It is a transcript of the gene usp42, whose product is annotated as ubiquitin specific peptidase 42. NCBI's taxonomy places the organism in Eukaryota, Metazoa, Chordata, Actinopteri, Syngnathiformes, Syngnathidae. The record is from RefSeq and is a predicted model, not a curated record. Gene Ontology annotation, cellular component: nucleus; cytosol. Gene Ontology annotation, biological process: protein deubiquitination; regulation of apoptotic process. Gene Ontology annotation, molecular function: cysteine-type deubiquitinase activity; cysteine-type endopeptidase activity.